AAAAACAACGGGAGCUCUCUAGUUUUUUCACUGACAAUUCCCCGUUUUCUUCCCAUUUUACCCUUCCCUUCUUCCCCUUAUUUACACUCCUCUGCCACUCUCCGCCAUUGUCGUUUUCCUCUCCUCCUCCUCCUCCAUGUCGUUUCGCAUUCCCAGCUACUCCGAAGCUCUAUCCAACUCUUUAAAACGUUGCGUUUAGGGCUCCUUUUUGAUCCGCGUUGAAGAUGAAUCGGAGCUUUAGGGCUCAGCAAGAGACGGCAAUGCAAACUGCGGCGUUGAAACAACGGCAGCAGCUGAGAGCUUCGUUGAUGAAGGAGAAAGAGGAAGAGCUCGCAUUGUUUCUCGAGAUGCGUAGACGUGAGAAAGAACAGAGAGCUAAACCUGGAACUUCUCCGAUAUUUAAUCUCUCGGCACCGACGACUACGGCGGGGAGAAAGACGGGUGCUGCUGCUGCUGACGAUUUUCUUAAUUCCGAAAGUGAAAAAAACGAUUAUGAAUGGCUUUUAACACCUCCUGGUACUUUUCCUUCCUUGGAGAUGGAGUCACAAAUGACUGUAAUGAGUCAGAUUGGUGUUCCUAAGGCUGGCUCAACUACCCUGAAAUCUAGGCUGGCGAAUUCCCACCCAGAGUCUGCUGCCAGGAGCAACUUAUCACCAAAGCAACCGGCUUUAUCCCCUGGGUCGAAUUCUAUAGGUGUUCGCAGGCCCUCAUCAUCAGGGGCAGGUUCAAGACCAGCAACACCCACUGGGCGGCCUACAUUGACUGGAGCAUCUAAACCUACAAGAUCGUCAACACCCACAUCUCGGGCCACAUCAUCAACCAAGCCCUCAAAUCCCUCAACUAAGCUUGUAACAUCUGCAGCAAAGCCUGUAAUUUCUGCUACCAAGUCUGCAACAAAACCCGUAACUUACACAACUAAACCCACGGUUUCUGGUGCCAAGACUACAGCUUCUGCUACUAAACCCACAGUUUCUGCAAGAUCUGCCACGCUGACAAGGUCCACAACAAGGUCUUCAACACCAACAAGGUCCACAACAAGGUCUUCAACACCAACUGCAAGACCUUCUAUACCUUCAUCCAAACCUGUAUCAAGAGCAGCCACACCGACUUGUCGUUCAUCAACUGCUGCUAAUAUAUCUGCUCCUUCAAUCAAACCAUCCCCAUCUGUUACAAAGUCAAUUCUUUUAGCAUCCAGAAAUUCUGUUCCAUCACGUGGUGCCUCUCUAGUGGUAAAAUCUAAGCCAUGGAAGCCUUCUGAGAUGCCUGGUUUCUCACUUGAUGCUCCACCAAAUUUACGAACAACACUACCUGAUAGACCUUCAGCAACAAGAGGCAGGCCUGGAGCACCAAGUUCUCGAUCUUCUUCUGUUGAACCAGGUCCUAUCGGUAGACCAAGACGGCAAUCAUGCUCACCUUCAAGAGGACGUCCCCCUCAUGGUUCUAUGCUGCAUGUCAGUGGGAGCUCCGUGCCCGCAAUAAGUCGUGGAUAUUCAAAAGUUAGUGACAACGUGAGCCCUGUUGUGAUUGGAACUAAAAUGGUUGAGAGGGUAAUAAACAUGCGGAGACUGGCACCUCCUGGGAAAGAUAAUAAACAUUCUCCUCACGGUAACUUGUCUGGGAAGUCUUCAUCACCAGAUAGUUCAGGCUUUGGAAGAACGCUCUCAAAGAAGUCAUUGGAUAUGGCUAUAAGGCAUAUGGAUAUAAAUCGACGCAUUCCUGGUAAUUUACAGCCAUUAAUGACAAAUAUUCCAGCAUCAUCUAUGUACAGCGUGAGAUCAGGUCCUACACGGAGCAGAAAUAUUAGUGUCUCGGAUUCCCCUCUUGCUACAAGCAGCAAUGCUAGUUCAGAGCUUAGUGUCAAUAACAAUGGCGUUUGUUUCAAUGGGAACGAAGUAGAAGAUGAUAUUGGCAGUGAGGUAGGUGGUCGAUCCCCUGCCAGCAUGCAUGCCAGAUGAUUGCCAGGGUUAAUAAGGUACGAAAAUACAUUACUUGUUAUUUUUUAAAUCUGUGGUAUUUGACAUUCAGAAGAGAACUGAUUUCUAGGAAGAACCACGAAUCGAAUCACUAUUCUAAUAUUAAUGUAAAGCUAAUUAGAUUUGCUUAAUGUGUUGUAAUUAACAAUCAUUGUAUUAUUAGGGCAACCAAUGUAGAUGGUAGACAUCUUUUCUUCAGCUUCGACACAGUGG
Hibiscus syriacus is the source of this 2186-nucleotide messenger RNA. RefSeq names its product mucin-5B-like. The record is from RefSeq and is a predicted model, not a curated record. Gene Ontology annotation, cellular component: cortical microtubule. Lineage: Eukaryota; Viridiplantae; Streptophyta; Magnoliopsida; Malvales; Malvaceae. Gene Ontology annotation, biological process: cortical microtubule organization.